AUGCGCUUCUUCUCAGAUCGCGAGAUAGAGAAGCACGAGAAUUUCGAGCCGGAAUGGAUCUGGGCUGACGAUCAAGGUACCGUCUACGCACAAGGAUACGGAUGUGAUCUCACCGUCAUUUUCUCCUUCAGCGCCAACAAAGAAGGAAGCCCACCAACCUCGCUAGCGAAUCGAGUCUGCAACAAAUUCGAGAACAUCAAAACCGACGACCCCGGAGCAACCUUUGCUACGAUUUCGGACCUGCACGCUGCCAUAUGGGCAUCCAUUCAGAGUAGUGACAGCUCCGUUGAGAAUCUUGGAUUCGAGGUCUAUUCACAUCCUCUAUUCUCCCAAUACGUUGGGAAUCUCGCAGACGACACUCUCGGGCGUUUACCAGAUGCUGCUACAGGCCAGUCACUUGAGUUUGCUACCCUCGUUCGCCUCCAACAGCUCGGCGGCAGAGGCUGCACCACUCAGGCGUCUUACCGAACCGCUCUUUCCUAUUGCGAUGACGAAGGCGACGUGAUAUUUCGAAACUUGAUCAGCAAUUGGCGUCGAGAGUACAAUACCCUCCACCGACUUCCUCCUCACACGAACAUAAUGCCCCCGCCAACAGUGCCCGUGACUAUUCAGUGGCCCGACCAGUCAGCCCAGCCAAUCUUUUGUGGUGCUUUGUUCCCAUUUUAUACAGGAGGGAAUAUUGAGUCGCGCAUUCAAGAGAGCAACAAAGCCGGCGCACGAAUUGCUCCGCGUCUCAAGGCACAUUGGUGCGCCAACAUGGCAUCUGCGGUCUUUCACACUCACCGGGUCGCAAUGACUUACCACAAAGAUGUAAAGCCCGGCAACUUUGUCGUGGACGAAGACGACAACCUCAAGCUUUGCGACUGGGAGCAGCACGAUGCGCCAGCUACAACAAUCGCGCCAGAGGCAGAUGGAACUUGGGAUGUCACAGAGGAUGUUUCGAGCAACGGGCGACCUCAACUACACUACACGAAAUACAGUGGCCCGCCUCGUCGUAACGUGCAUGAAGAUGUUCUUGAGGAUGCACCGUGGCACACGUGGGAUGUAUUUCCCAUCUGGAUCACUGAGCAUCCCUGGGCACUCGAGCUUGCGGAAGUCUUUAGUCUCGGCAGGACUAUGUGGAUGCUACUCCGUCAACCAGAGGCUGACUGGGAGGGCAUUGAGCACCCCGACUAUAUUAACACAGAUUGGGACGAGUCGGACGACAUUCCAUUUACUUGGAAGCAAAUGGUCGACCGAUGUAUGCCGCGUGAUGCAAAUGAGAGGCCUGAUCUUGAGGAAUUAGUGGGUUUCUAG
Molecule: messenger RNA, 1296 nt
Organism: Fusarium graminearum PH-1
Lineage: Eukaryota; Fungi; Ascomycota; Sordariomycetes; Hypocreales; Nectriaceae
Exons: 4
Coding region: 1-1296 (431 amino acids)
Biological process (GO): protein phosphorylation
Molecular function (GO): protein kinase activity; ATP binding
Source: RefSeq, a predicted model, not a curated record